AGCUCCGCCUCUCUGCGCGGGCGUGAAAAUAUACCCAAACCAACCCCUGCUGUUGAUGUAUUAGCUUCUGUUAGCAGUGUUGUUGUUGGCUGAAAUCUGUUUUUUAACAGCAAAAAUGAGAGCGACAGUCGAUGAUUUUCCGCCUGGAGACCAAGUCUGAACGUCUGGACUCUUUAACUUGACAUUUGAGACUUUUCGAUAGUUGGAGCUACAACAAACUCCUCCGCGGUCUAAAAUGACUCUACCCCCAGAAUGGAAGGACGACGAGCGCAUGAAUUUUAUGUUCUCCGAAUUUAAGGAGAACCGAGAUGUGAACGUAACGGACUGGGACAGCAAGAUGGACUUCUGGACGUCUCUGAUCAUGAGGAGCUGCAGGCAGCGGGGGUCGGUGUGCAUCAACCUGAAGGACCUGAACGAGACCUUCAGGAGGGAAGACAGGUCCCCGCUGGGGCUGCCGACCGUCAUUCAGUCCAUGGCCAGAGGCGGUAAGAUCCAGAGGGAGUCGGAGUUCGCCGCCAGCGUGGACUGUGGCUGGGUGUCCUGGAGCGUCGGCCUCCUGCUGGUGAAGCCCCUGAAGUGGACCUUCUCCACCCUGCUGGGAGGUGGAGGGGUUCCUCUGGAGGACUCGUUUGUUGUGAUUGAAAUAGUGAAGGAGAAAGCAGCAGAACUCCUUCAGCUGUAUCGGAGCAGUGAUUUAUCCAACUGCUCCAUUGUCUCUUUUCAGGAGCUCUGUGGGCUCUCCUCUGACAUCUGUGCAGAUGAGAGCACCCUGUGCAUGGCUCUCUUACAGCUGCAGAAGGAUAAGCAAGUGAUAGUUUGUUUGCAUGAGGGAGAGAAGAUUGUGAAGUUUUGUCAGGCUGGACAGGAGCGCGUGUCUCCCCUGAAUGACGUCGACAUUGGGAUCUACCAGCUGCAGCGCAGUGAGAAGCUGCUGGGAGAGCGAGUGGAAAAGCUGGGCCAGGAAGCUGCCAGGUGCAAGGAAGAAGCAAGAAAUCUGCUUCGAGAAGGAAAAAAGUCCCAGGCUCUCAGGUGUUUGAGAAGCCGGAAAAGGGUCGAAAAGAGGGCAGACAACUUGUUUGCCAAAAUGGAGAGCAUCAGGGGAAUCCUGGACCGAAUAGCUAUGUCACAGACAGAUAAGAUGGUGAUGCAGGCCUAUCAGACGGGAGUGGCUGCCUUAAGGCUGUCUCUAAAGGAUGUUUCUGUGGAGCGUGCCGAGAGUCUGGUGGAUCAAAUCCAGGAGCUGUGUGACACACAAGAUGAAGUCAAUCGAACCAUCUCCAGUGGUGUGACUGCUGCAGAUGAAGACAUGGAUGCUUUGGAGGAAGAACUGAAGUCUUUGAUGGAUGAGGCAAAUCCAGACACCGCCCCAGUUCCAGCAGGCGGUGUUAGAGCCCCCAGCGAGCAGAUCUUCAGCUCUCUACCGGAUGUUCCUCGCGGUCCCCUGAACGUCGUCCCUGAUGUGUUGGAGGCAAAGCUGGAGCAGUUAACGCUGUCAGAUAAAGACUCUCGACAGAAGAAAUCAGCAUCAGAAGGCAAAACAUCAGAGCCAGCGCAGUGAGACUUCUGCCUGUCUUCAUCGGAUCAGAGCUCUCAUCGAAGCUGUUCAUUGUGAAAAGUUUAAAAAUGCACUUAAUCUCUUAAUAACGUCAGGGUUUGACUUAAACGCCAAAAUAAAAUCUCAAUCUUUAUUGUAAAAAAACGGAUCUAUAUAUAGUUUGAGGCCUUUAAAACGAGUGAACUCAGUUCUUCCCUGAAAAUCUAAAGGCUCUGUGGUCAUUUUUUUCUUUUGAUUUCAGCCCUUCAUUACUUAAGGUUGUUUUUAAAUUCACCAAAUAUUGCAUUGUUGGUUUGAGUGACGUGCGUGUUCUGUAAAGUGUGUUUAAGUGUCCUUCUUAACCGUAAACAUGAGUAAUCAGAAUCGGAACCAUCUCAAGUUUACUUUCAACACAGUGUGUUUGUCAAAUAAAAUUUAUUUUCAUGA
Molecule: messenger RNA, 1981 nt
Organism: Oryzias melastigma (Indian medaka)
Lineage: Eukaryota; Metazoa; Chordata; Actinopteri; Beloniformes; Adrianichthyidae
Gene: chmp7
Product: charged multivesicular body protein 7
Exons: 11
Coding region: 236-1558 (440 amino acids)
Biological process (GO): late endosome to vacuole transport via multivesicular body sorting pathway; vesicle budding from membrane
Cellular component (GO): multivesicular body; cytoplasmic side of plasma membrane; ESCRT III complex
Source: RefSeq, a predicted model, not a curated record